AUGCGAACUCUUCCAUUGACGGAUCAGGCAUACAUCCUUCGAAAAAGAAGCCCGUUAGACAAGAUAACGUCAUUGAUGGGGGCUUUGCUGCUGCGUUACGUAUUCGUGCGGGAAAACUUGUCUUCCCUGAUAUGGCACACACUCGCGUUUCAGAAAGAAGCCUACGGCAAGCCGUACGUCGAAAACUCAAAUAUUAAAUUUAAUCAGUCCGACGAAAAAGGUAUCGUGGCUGUGGCGGUCGACUUUCUGGGAGUGUCGGAAAUCGGGCUUGAUCUCGCAAACCCUCAGGAUGUCGGCGACCCGCGCGAGUUUUUGACCCAUUUCCGACCGGUCUUCUCGGACCUGGAGCUUCAACAGAUCGACACAGCGAUAAGCGAUCUUCCCCAAGCGUCCCAGCAACAGCACCUUUCGCUUUAUUGGGCUCUAAAAGAAAGCUACUCAAAAUACAAAGGGGUGGGCCUGCACGGCGAUCUACAGCAAUACGAGUUCCUUGACGUCUCCCCACCAUCAGCCUCGCUGCAACAAAUCUCCAUCGCAGACCAGCACGCAGUCUACAAAUUGCUGCCUCAUAAUAUAGUCUGCAGUGUGGUGUCCUCUCGCACCAGCUUGCCUGACUUCGUCAGAAUCGACGGAGCCGAUAUGAUCGAUUACGUAACGAAUAUGCACUAG
This is a messenger RNA of Ogataea haglerorum, 669 nucleotides long. RefSeq lists its product as uncharacterized. Gene Ontology annotation, cellular component: cytosol. The transcript has a single exon. The record is from RefSeq and is a predicted model, not a curated record. Lineage: Eukaryota; Fungi; Ascomycota; Pichiomycetes; Pichiales; Pichiaceae. Gene Ontology annotation, molecular function: holo-[acyl-carrier-protein] synthase activity; magnesium ion binding. Bases 1 to 669 code for a protein of 222 amino acids.